AUGGCCCCUGCUAGACAACAGCCGGCGCCGCCCCCAUUCAGCAAGGACGAAAAAGUCCUCUGCUUUCACAUGGACAUGCUCUACGAAGCCAAGAUCAUGGACGUGCAGGCCGGUGAGAAGCCCGGGGACGGGUACAAGUACAAGGUGCACUACAAAGGGUGGAAGAACACCUGGGACGACUGGGUCCUGGUUGACCGUAUCCGACCCUUCGACGACGAGCACAAAGAGCUCGCCGCACAGCUUCGCGCCCAGCUGAAGCAUAACCUGCAGAGAAGUGCCAAGCAGCCCAAGAAGGGUCUACGGAGCGGUGCGGAAUCCGCCAGGGUCAGUGAAGAGCGAUCCGGAUCCGCCACCAUCCAAGGAAGCCGAGGAGGCAGACGCGGAAAGGACUGGGAACUUGAGCAGGUAAGGUCUCCAUUUGUUUUCCCGAUAUCAAAUGCUCGAGGCUCUCCAGAAAUGACUUCCUCGCCCGAGUCCACUCCCUCUCCCUGCUCUUCUCUGUCCAGCGGCAGCCGUGGGCGAAAGAGAGUGAGAAUCGCCAGGCUUCGCGAGCCCUUUGAUCAUCUCACCUGUCUCCCGCCCCCCAACCACCGUUAUGUCAAGGAGCCCAGGAAAAGCAGCCCCCUGAAUAUCGAUGUCACGACCACGACAUCCAGGAAGCGUCGCUCGACAGCCUCCAGGUCGCCCAAGUCUCGGGCCAAACCAAAGCAGCCGUCGCCUCCUCCCCUUGAAUCCCUCGAGGCUCUUGAGACGGAGGACUCCUUUCACAACAAGCCCAUGAUCAACAUCCCGAUACCCGACCAUAUUCAGGCGAUGCUGGUCGACGACUGGGAGAACAUCACCAAGAACAACCAGCUCGUCCCCCUUCCUCACUCUAAGCCGGUGAACAAGAUUCUGGACGACUAUCUGGCCCAUGAGCGACCCCACCGAGAAGAAGGAUCCUCCAGCAUGGACAUUCUGGAAGAGGUCGUUGCUGGAUUCCGUGAGUACUUUGAGAAGGCGCUUAGCAGGAUUCUCCUGUACCGAUUCGAGCGCCACCAGUUCAUGGACCUCCGCAAAAUGUGGGAGAAUGCAGAGUCCGAGUCUGCGGCCAAGACCGUCUGCGAUGUCUACGGCGCCGAACAUCUCGCUCGUCUGAUCGUGUCCCUCCCUGAACUUCUUGCGCAAACCAACAUGGAUCAACAGUCCGUUUCGCGUCUCCGGGAGGAGAUUGGCAAGUUCAACGUCUGGCUUGGCCGCAACUGCGAGAACUACUUUGUCAGCGAGUACGAGACCCCUUCUCAGGACUACAUCGACAAGGCUCGCAGCUUCUAAACCCGGCACGCCUCGGGACCAUCUUUGCGAAGCAGUAACCCGACCUUGAUCACUACGCUUCAGGGGGAAUAACUGCUUUUGCUAGCUUGCUUCGGUUUCUCCCACGUCUAGGUACAGGAUGAACUGAACAGGCUUGACCACGAGAUUUGAGCUACACAUAACAGGAGAGGAACUUUGGGCCUUUGUCACGGCCUCUUUUGGGGAGCAAUACAGGAAUUCGGUCGAGAUAGGUAGAGGUUGGGUGGUGUAGGAUAAUUGGAAGCUUU
Molecule: messenger RNA, 1580 nt
Organism: Fusarium vanettenii 77-13-4
Lineage: Eukaryota; Fungi; Ascomycota; Sordariomycetes; Hypocreales; Nectriaceae
Exons: 5
Coding region: 1-1314 (437 amino acids)
Biological process (GO): regulation of DNA-templated transcription; chromatin organization
Cellular component (GO): Rpd3S complex; nucleus; NuA4 histone acetyltransferase complex
Source: RefSeq, a predicted model, not a curated record